Molecule: messenger RNA, 960 nt
Organism: Rotaria sp. Silwood2
Lineage: Eukaryota; Metazoa; Rotifera; Eurotatoria; Philodinida; Philodinidae
Source: the annotation of a GenBank genome assembly
AUGGUGGAUCAUGUUUGUUCUACUGGUAGAACAGCGCUUUGGUAUGCAUGUAAAAAUGGUGAUCUCAAUCUGGCGAGACAGCUCAUUGAACGUGGUCAUGCGCAUAUCUCAAAGUGUGGAGUUUUGAUAGUUGCUGCUCAAAAUGGUCACGCAAACAUUGUUGAAUAUCUCUUAAGUAUGGGUUGUGAUCCAAAUCGACAGGCUAGAAACUACAAUAAGACAGCCUUACAUGCAGCUUCUCGUCGUAAUCAUCUUGCUAUACUCAAUUUACUUCUCAAACAUGGCGCUAAUUCAGCUGCACUCGAUUAUAAAAAAAGAACUCCUCUUGAAUAUGCCAUUCACAAAAGACACAUCGAAAUUGCCAAAGCACUUAUUUAUCAUCAAAAUGGACAUUUUGACAAAAAUCAAUUUGGUUUCACACCAUUAAUGAUGGCUAUGAACUUUAAUAAAACACAAAUAGUAGAUAUACUGAUGGAUACAUUACCUCGACAGCAAGUUCUCAAUGAAUUAGCACUCUUGGCUUGUAAAUAUACAAUUGAGGGUUAUGCGAGCAGACAACACCAAGCUUAUUCCUAUUUUGAAAACCUGUUGAGUAUGACGACACCAGUGUGUAAUAAUGCAACUUGUGAAGCAUAUGAGUCUUUUAGCGAAUGUCGGACACUCAAUGAACUAGCUGCCAUAAGUCACGAUAAUAAUGCAAUGCGAAUGCAUGUCCUACUCGUCAGCGAACGGCUUUCACUAACAAGUAGUGAUCUUGCUUUUCAUCUACGAUUAAUUGCCAAACAAAGUGACGUCUACAGACGUCGUCGUCUCUUACAUCGUUGUCUUCAAUUACGAUUGCAUGCUUAUAAAUUGGAAAGUCAGAUAAGACACAAUAAUUGCCAUGAUCUUACAUAUUUACAAGAUCAAUUUUUUGUUCAUAACAGCGAAUUUACAGGUGAAGGUUUUAUUGAUGGUUAG